ACAAACGAGUUAGGUGAGUUACAGUCCAACAUGAGUGGGUUACAUACACCGUAGCUACGGGCUGGGCUCUAACCAGGUGACACAGCCAUCGGUUCCACCAUCGGAGAGAAACGAGAUCACAUAGAAAGGAAAGACAAGCUCUCCCUUGAGUCACAACGAGACAGAAACAGAUAAGGAGUCCAUUUGCAAGCCAACGGUUGAUCAUCUAACCAGGAGACCAAAGGAAAAGUCCUUAGGAAAGAGAGAGAGAGAAAGAGAAGCAAGUGCGAACUGCGGGGAGAGCAGAGGGAAGAGAGAAUCUCAAACGGACUCCGCUCUAGUUUUGGACGUAGAUCCCAGCAGGGGCCUCAGUCCCACGACCCUGAGAUCGCGACCUGAGCCAAAACCAGGAGUGGGUGGCUUAAUGGGUGGAGCUGCCCAGGACCCCACUGAGAGCUACACUGCUCCUGCAAAAUUGAAAAUGCCUGUAAGGUCUGAGCAAUUUUGAGAGGAUUGAUUUAAGUGGACAGGAUGACUGUCUGGCUGAUCUCUCUGAUGAGUAUGGAAAUACUACUUCUGGCAGUGCCUUCCCGGAGUUUCCACAUUGAACCUGAAGAAGGUAGUCUUGCAGGGGGAACGUGGAUCACGGUCAUUUUUGAUGGUUUGGAGUCGGAGUUCCUUUAUUCUGCCAAUGGCGCUCAGCUGGAGAUACACCUGGUGAAUGUGGCUGAGCCCUCCCUGCCCAGCAUCCCUUGUGAUGUCUCUCCCGUCUUCUUGGAUUUGCCGGUGGUCAUGUGCAGGACCAGAUCUCUGCUCUCUGAAGCACACGAGGGUCUCUACUACCUGGAGGUGCAUUCUGGGGGACAGGUGGUGGGCAGCCCCAGUCCAGGACCACGAGACAACUGUAUGUUCAAGUUUUCCAGGGCACAGACACCCAUUGUUUAUCAAGUGACACCACCAAGUGGAGCUCCAGGAAAACUAAUACAUGUGUAUGGAUGGAUUAUCACUGGAAGAUCAGAAACCUUUGAUUUUGAAGCUGAGUACAUUGAGAGCCCAUUGAUAAUGGAAGCUCAAGGAGACAAAUGGGUCACAGCCUGCUCUCUUGUAAACAGGCAGACAGGAAGCCGCUAUCCUCUUCAGGAAGACCAUGGUCUUGGGACUCUGCAGUGCCGUGUAGAAGGCAACUACAUCGGCUCCCAGAAUGUUAGUUUCUCAGUAUUUAACAAAGGAAAGUCCAUAGUACAUAAGAAUGCAUGGAUGAUCAGUGCUAAGCUGGAACUUUUCCUGUACCAGACACACUCAGAAAUACUAUCGGUGUUUCCAGACACUGGGAGCCUUGGGGGAAGAACAGACAUCACAAUUACAGGAGACUUCUUUGACAAUCCUGUCCAGGUUACCAUAGCAGGUAUUCCAUGUGAUAUUAGAGAUGUGUCUCCCAGGAAGAUUGAGUGCACCACCAGGGCUCCAGGAAAAAGUGCAAGGCUCACUGCCCCUCAGGCAGGGAACCGAGGGCUUCUGUUUGAAGUUGGAGAAGCUGUCGAGGGCUUGGAUCUCACCUCAGGCAUGCCAGGGUACCAGUGGCAGAUUGUCCCGAAUGCCAGUUCACCACCUGGAUUUUGGUCAAAAGAAGGGCUGCCCUUCAGAGCACGGCUCAGUGGAUUCUUUGUGGCUCCGGAGACAAAUAAUUACACUUUCUGGAUCCAGGCUGACAACCAAGCUUCCCUGUACUUCAGUCAUUCAGAGGACCCAAAGACCAAGGUGAAAGUGGCCUCCAUCAAGGUGGGCAUUGCUGACUGGUUUGACGCUUGGGAGCAGAAUGGGCAUGAUGGGACUUGGCAACGGAAGACCCCGAAGUUGGAGCUGGUUGGUGGCACCAGCUACUACCUGGAAGCAGAGCAUGGUGGGAGAGCCCCCAGCAGGGGAAUGAGAAUUGGCGUCCAGAUCCACAAUACCUGGCUGAAUCCUGAUGUGGUCAGCACUUACCUCCGAGAAAAGCAGCAAAUCCGAAUCCAUGCCCAGAGACUUCCAGAAAUCCAGAUGCUGACCGUGUCUGGCAGAGGGAGCUUCGUCCUUACUUGGGACAAUGUCACCAGUCAGCCAAUCCCUGGAAAUGUCACAGCCCAUCAGAUUCAAAGAGCCAUUGAGGAGUUACUUGCCGUCAAAUGCAAAUUGGAACCCCUUUCGGCCAGCAGCCUACUCUGGCUUGGGUUUGAACAAGGCCCAGAAGGUUCCAGCUUUGAGGGGGAUCUCACCAGUGGGACAGAGCCCUUCUGCGGGAGGUUCAGCCUCCACCAGCCUCGACACCUUGUCCUAAUACCCCCAGCUUCCCAGGAGGGCUACCAGUUAGAUCAGUACACGCAAUUGUGCCUCGCAUACAAAGGCCACAAGAAUAACAUCCUGAAGGUGACCGUAUUUUUCACAACCGACUCUCAAAACUUCAUUAAGAAGAACAUCACCUGUGACUGGAGUCUUGUGGGGACCAGUCCCGACAGCUGGCGGUUCACUUGCACGGACCUCUGGGAGACCUGUGUGCAUGGCUCUGUGGAUCUCCAGCCAGCUCUGGCAAACUCCUCUGUGCUGGUUUACCAGAUCGACCUCUUCCCUCUGUCUCAGGAGACCCGUGGGUUCUAUGUGGAUGAAAUUAUUAUUGCGGACACAAACAUAACAGUUUCUCAAGCAGAUUCCGAAACAGCUCGCCCCGGGGGCAACCUGGUGGAGUCGCUCUGCGUGGAGGGAUCCCCUCCAGUCUACAACGUCAGCUUCUGGUUGGUGGGGUGCGGCCGGGAGCUCCCACUCAUCACCGCAAGCUCUGUGCCCACUGAAGGAGGACAAGAAGAAUCUGGGGUGGUCCAGGUGACAACACAGAGGAUACAGAAGACAAGCCCACCUUUAGGAGGAUACUUCCGCAUCCAACUUCCUACCACAGAGAUUCCUGAUAUCCCCGUGCAUGUAUCAGCUAGUGACCUUCGCAAGCUCUUACAAAACAAUGCUGAUAACUUCACAUCUAGGUACCUCAACGUCAACGACUUCGCUGUGACAGAGGAUCUAAAGUCUUGCUACGAACAUGUGUGGACCCUCUCCUGGUCUACCCAAGUUGGAGAUUUGCCCAAUUUUAUUAGGGUCUCUGAUGCACAUCUGACUGGAGUGGACCCUGCUGCAGCCAUGCGUGUGGUGUAUGAUGGUGGAGUUUUUCUUGGACCCAUAUUUGGAGACAUGUUGGUUACUGCCAACCAACACACUCAGGUGGUUGUGCGUGUGAAUGACAUACCUGCCCAUUGCUCAGGUUCCUGUUCUUUCCAGUACCUCGAAGAGUCAACUCCCCAGGUCCACUUGGUGUGGUAUUCCCUGGGUAUGAUUUAUGGUGACAUCCACCUGCUGGUUUAUAUUUUUGGAACUAGUUUCUCUGGGGACCCCCAGGCCGUGCAGGUUACGGUGAACAAAACGAUCUGCAGAGUUCUCUUCUCAAACGAAACGAACGUGGUCUGUCAGACAGACCUGCUGCCGGUCGGAAUGCAUCGGCUCUCCGUGGUGGUGAGGCCUUCCGGUUGUGCCAUCAACGCCAGUGGAGAAGCCCUCUUCCUAAACGUGGAGCCCAGACUGGUUGCUGUGGAACCUUCCAGAGCUGCAGAGAUUGGAGGUCUCUGGGCUACCAUCCAAGGCUCUGGUUUGGAAGAUGUGAGCCUGGUGUUAUUUGGAUCUCGGUCUUGUGCCAUCGAUAUCACCAGAAGCAAUUCACAAAGAAUUCAAUGCAAAGUUCCACCCAGAGGGAAAGAUGGACCCAUUGUGAAUUUGACUGUGAUUACAGGGGACCAUUCUGCAGUUCUUCCCAUGGCAUUCACAUACGAUUCCUCUUUAAAUCCAGUGAUCAUUUCUCUGAGCAGAAACAGGAGCAACAUAGCAGGAGGUGAGACCCUUUCCAUCAGAAUGGCACUUCUGGGGAACUACUCCGAUUUGGAUGAUUUGGAUGUUGAAGUUCACGUUCAGGACACUCUGGUUCCGGCUCAUGUGCAGAUGCCCCACAGCCUGGAGGUGGUGCUGCCCCCACUGCCCCCUGGCCUCCACAGAAUCUCUGUCUCCAUCAAUGGGGUCAGCAUUUGCUCACGACGGGUUGAUCUUCAUAUCCAGUAUGUCACAGAUGUUUUCAGCAUUGAGCCUUGCUGCGGGUCCCUUCUGGGUGGAACCAUCCUCACCGUCUCGGGAGUAGGGUUCAGCAGGGACCCCAAUCUGGUGUGGGUGCUUGUGGGUAAUCGGACCUGUGACAUCGUGAACUCAACAGACACUGUCAUCUGGUGUGAGACCCCACCUUCAGCUCUGCUGCCCAAAGCAGAUAUUCCCACUGUCCCAGCCCCCCUGGAGGUCUGGGCUGGCAAUGCAUCCUUUGUCCGAGGACCCUUACCCAGCCUGGUGGGGAAGGGCUUUACUUUCAUGUAUGAAGUAGCAAGGACACCAGUGGUCACUGCUGUGCAAGGAGAAAUGACCAAUAACAGCCUGAGGCUCUCCGUGGAAGGAAAUAACCUCCCCAACUCAGUGAUCCUUCUGGGGUUCUUAAACUGUGAUCUGGAGAUGCAGUCUUUAUGGAACAACAUGAGCCUGUCUGGGUGCUCCUUUCCUCUUCACAGUUUGGAGGCAGGCACCUAUCCUCUCCAAGUACGUCAAAAGCAGAUGGGGUUUGCUAACAUGUCUGCUGUGCCCCAACAAUUUGUGAUGACACCCCGGAUAAUGGCCAUCUUGCCGACACAUGGGUCUGCUUGUGGUGGGACCGUACUCACAGUGAGAGGGCUGGCUCUCAACUCUAGGAAGAGGUCAGUUCAAGUGCACCUUUCGGGUCCAUUUUCUUGUGUGAUUUUGAGCUUGGGGGACCAGACAGUCCUCUGCCAGAUUAGCCAAGUGGAUGCCCCCUUGCCUAAUGCUUCCUUCACCUUGAACAUCACAGUCUUGGUGAAUGGGCUACCCAGUGAGUGUCAGGGCCUUUGCACUCUUUCCUUGCGGGAAGAAACAACUCCCAUCGUGGACUCCUUGACCACUAACAUCAGUGGGUCUCUGACCAUGGUGCUGAUUAGGGGUCAGAAAUUAGACAUCACAACAGAUGAGCCAAUGGUGUUUGUGGACAAUCACCUUCCCUGUGUUGUAACUUUCUUUAAUGCAAGCCAUGUGGCAUGCCGGAUAAGUGACUUGACCCCAGGACUGCACUACGUAUCCAUUUUUCAUACAAGAAUUGGAUAUGCUUGUUUUGGUAAUGUUUCCAGGCACUUCCACAUUUUGCCUGAAGUGUCUCAUUAUUUUCCCAAGAAUUUCAGCAUCCAUGGUGGAAGCCUCUUGUCCAUGGAGGGCAUAGCUCUGCGUGGAGAGAACAGCACACUAGUCUUCAUUGGACAGCAGGCCUGCCUGACAGUGAGCAUCAGCUCCAAGUUCAUCCAGUGCAUUGUUCCUGCAGGAAAUGGCUCUGGGGGCCUGGUCAUCGAGGUAGAUGGACUUUCAUACCGGAUGGGAGUCAUUGGGUACAGCAAUGCCUUCACUCCACAGUUACUCUCUAUUUCUCAGACUGAUGACAUCUUAACUAUGGUGGUGGCCCAGGUCUCAGGAGCUAAAAAUGUUGACAUUUUUAUUGGGAUGUCACCCUGUGCGGGUGUCUCUGGCAACUACACAGUUCUCCAGUGUGUGGUCCCACCCCUUCCUGCUGGGGAGUACCCAGUAAGAGGGUACGACCGCAUGAGGGGGUGGGCCUCAUCUGUCCUGGUCUUCACAUCCACAGUCACUAUUUCGGCAGUGACUGAGAACUUUGGCUGCCUGGGUGGAAGCCUUGUGCAUGUGUUCGGAGGAGGAUUUUCUCCAGGGAACAUCUCAGCUGCUGUGUGUGGCGCUCCCUGCCAGGUCUUGGCUAAUGCUACAGUGUCAGCCUUCAGCUGCUUGGUCCCGCCCCUGGAUGUGUCCUUGGCUUUCCUGUGUGGCCUGAAGCAUGCGGAGGAGAGCUGCGAAGCCUCCAGCAGCAGCUAUGUGCAGUGUGAUUUGACAUUCGCUGUGGGGACAGAGACAUUGCCCCAGUCAUGGCCCUACCUCUACAUUUGUGAAGAAAGUCCCCAGUGCCUCUUUGCACCAGAUCAUUGGACAGAGUCAGCCUUCCCAUGGUUCUCAGGCCUCUUCCUCAGCCCUAAAGUGGAAAGAGAUGAAGUUCUCAUCUAUAAUAGCUCCUGUAACAUUGCCAUGGAAACUGAGGCAAAGAUGGAGUGUGAGACGCCUAAUCAGCCAAUUACCGCCAAGAUUACUGAGAUAUGGAAGAGCCGGGGCCAGAACACUCAGGGCAGCUUUUCCUUUCAUUUCUGCCGGAGGUGGUCCAGAGCUCACAGCUGGUUUCCUGAAAGAGUGCCACAAGAUGGCGACAACGUCACGGUGGAGAACGGCCAUUCCCUGCUGCUUGAUACCAACACAAGCAUCCUCAGCUUACUGCACGUUAAAGGAGGCAAGCUGAUUUUCAUGGAUGCAGGACCCAUUGAGCUUAGGGCACACUCCAUCCUCAUUUCUGAUGGUGGAGAGCUCUGGAUUGGAUCCGAGGAUAAGCCCUUCCAAGGCAAAGCUGAGAUCAAACUCUACGGGAGUUCCCACUCUACUCCCUUCUUUCCAUAUGGUGUCAAGUUCCUGGCGGUGAGGAAUGGAACUCUUUCCCUGCAUGGUUUGCUCCCAGAAGUAACUAUCACCCAUCUUCGAGCAGCUGCCUCUGCCCGGGACACAGUGUUGGCUCUGGAGGAUGCCGUGGACUGGUGCCCUGGAGAUGAAGUUGUCAUCAUCAGUGGAAUAGGUUUCGAAGGUGCCAAACCCACAGAAGAGAUUGUCAUUGUGGAAGCAGUGCACAAAACAGACCUCCACCUGAGGUCACCCUUGAGAUAUUCUCACAACUUCACAGAGAGUUGGGUGGCUGGAGAACGCCAUAUUUUAAAGGUCACGGUAGUGCUGCUCAGUAGGAGGGUCACCAUACAAGGGAAUCUCACUGCUGAGAGGAAGAAGCACCUUGCUUCAUGCCAGGAGGCCAGUGCUUCAGAAGGGAAUCUGCAGGACUGUUUCUAUUCCAAGAGUGAGAAGAUAUUGGGAUCCAGGGAUCUCGGGGCCAGAGUCAUUGUUCAGUCUUUCGCAGAGGAACCCAGCCGGGUCCAGUUGAAGGGAGUGCAGUUUCGAGCAUUGGGGCAAGCCUUCCGUAAGCAUCUGAGCUCACUGACUCUGGUGGGAGUUAUGAGAGAUUCCUAUAUACAGGGUUGCACAGUGUGGAGCUCCUUCAGUAGAGGCCUUAGCAUGUCAAGGACCUUGGGCCUGAAGGUGGACAGUAAUGUAUUCUACAAUAUUUUAGGACAUACACUGCUGGUGGGUACAAACAUGGACGUAAAAUACAUGUCUUGGGAAGCGACUCCUGAAAAAACAACUGAACAGGGAAAUAUCAUAAGAAACAAUGUGAUCAUCAGUGUUUCUGGCACCGAGGGACUGUCCAGUCCUGAAACGUUGACACCAUCUGGUAUCUAUAUCCGUAAUCCAACCAACAUUAUAGAGGGAAACAGGGUGUAUGUUGCUGGUUUGGGAUACUUUUUUCAUCUGGUGACCAGCCAAACAUCACAAGCUCCACUUCUCUCCUUUACCCAGAAUAUUGCACAUUCUUGUACAAGGUCUGGUCUCUUUAUUUACCCUCAGUUUCGGCCACCUUGGGAUAAUGGCAGGGGCCCCACCCUGUUCCAGAACUUCACAGUUUGGGGAAGUGCAGGUGGUGCCCAGAUUUUUAGAAGUAGUAAUCUUCACCUGAAAAACUUCCAAGUUUAUUCAUGCAGAGAUUUUGGAAUUGACAUCUUAGAAAGUGAUGCAAAUACUUCAAUUACUGACAGCUUAUUACUUGGCCAUUUUGCCCACAAGGGAAGCCUGUGUAUGUCAGCUGGGAUCAAAACUCCCAAAAGAUGGGAACUGAUAAUAUCUAACACAACCUUUGUUAAUUUUGAUCUCACUGACUGCGUGGCCAUCAGGACCUGUGCGGGCUGUUCCCGGGGACAGGGUGGAUUUACUGUGAAGACCAACCAACUGAAAUUUAUAAACUCUCCAAACUUAGUAGCAUUUCCAUUUACUCAUGCAGCAAUUUUGGAAGACUUGGAUGGGUCUCUGUCUGGGAAAAACAGAAGUCAUAUUCUUGCUUCUAUGGAAACCCUUCCAGCUUCUUGUUUGGUCAAUGAAAGCUUCAGUCAGAUAGUUCAUGGCAGCGUCUGUGGGGAAGAUGUUCUCUUUCAUCGAAUGUCUAUUGGUUUAGCUAAUGUUCCUGAUGUUUCUUAUGAUUUAACCAUGACUGACAGCAGAAAUAAGACAACCACUGUCAAUUAUGUACAUGACACACUGUCUAACCUUUAUGGCUGGAUGGCUCUGCUCUUGGAUCAAGAGACUUACUCACUGCAGUUUGACACCCCUUGGAUCAACAGUUCUCUGCAGUACUCAGCAACGUUUGGCAGCUUUAUUCCUGGGAACUACCUCCUGCUGGUGCACACGGUCCUGUGGCCUUACCCUGACAUCCAUGUAAGGUGUGGGAAUCAGGUGGGGCGGUCCCUUCCAUCUCUGCCAUCACCUGGUCGGGACCAAGGCUGUGACUGGUUCUUCAAUACCCAGUUGAGGCAACUCACCUAUCUGGUUUCAGGUGAAGGCCACAUUCAAGUGACUCUCCAGGUAAAGGAAGGUGUGCCUCCAACUAUUUCAGCUUCUACCUCUGCACCUGAGUCAGCUUUUAAAUGGUCCCUUCCUGAAGCAUGGACAGGGAUUGAAGAGGGUUGGGGAGGACACAACCAUACCAUUCCAGGUCCUGGAGAUGAUGUCCUGAUUUUACCCAACAGGACGGUCCUUGUGGAUACAAAUCUCCCAGUCCUCAGAGGCCUUUAUGUGAUGGGGACUUUAGAAUUCCCUGUGGACAGAAGCAAUGUUCUGAGUGUGGCGUGCAUGGUCAUUGCUGGCGGGGAGCUGAAAGUUGGUACUUUGGAAAAUCCCUUAGAAAAAGAACAAAAGCUUCUGAUUCUCCUUAGAGCAUCAGAGGGAGUUUCUUGUGACCGUUUCAAUGGAAUUCUUAUUGAUCCAGGAACAAUUGGAAUAUAUGGGAAAGUCCAGCUUCAUGGGGCUUGUCCUAAGAAAUCCUGGACCCGUCUGGCAGCUGACAUUGCCUCAGGCAAUGAGAGAAUUAUAGUACAGGACACAGUGGAUUGGCGACCCCAUGACAAAAUCGUCCUUAGCUCCUCUUCUUAUGAACCUCAUGAAGCAGAGGUCCUCACUGUGAAAGAAGCUCAGGCUCACCAUGUUAAGAUCCAUGAACAGCUCAAACACCGGCAUGUUGGAAGCGUCCAUGUCAUGGAGGAUGGCCGAUCCAUUCGUUUGGCUGCAGAGGUUGGACUUUUGACCCGAAAUAUACAAAUCCAGCCUGAUAUAUCAUGCAGGGUGAGAUUACUUGUGGGGUCCUUCAGAAAGUCCAGCAGUGAGGAAUUUUCAGGUGUCCUUCAACUUUCAAAUGUGGAAAUUCAGAACUUUGGGUCACCUUUGUACUCAGCUGUUGAACUCCUUAAUGCAUCGGCAGGAACCUGGAUAAUAUCAUCCACUCUGCACCAGAGCUGCGGUGGGGGCAUUCGUGUGGCUGCCAGUCAUGGGAUCAUUUUAAAGGACAAUCUGGUGUUUGGUGCAGUUGGCCAUGGCAUUGAUUUGCAGGGUCAGAACUUUACCCUCUCUAAUAACCUUGUGGUUCUGAUCACACAAUCAGCGUGGUCUACCAUGUGGGUGGCAGGAAUCAAAGUGAACCAGGCAAAGGACAUCAGCCUUGACGGCAAUGUUGUGGCAGGAUCGGAGCGACUCGGCUUUCACAUCCGAGGCCACAGGUGUUCCUCUCCUGAAGCUCUCUGGUCCGACAAUGUGGCCCACUCAAGCCUUCAUGGCCUUCAUCUCUAUAAGGAAAAUGGGUUUGACCACUGUACUGGUAUCUCUGGCUUCCUGGCUUUCAAGAACUUUGACUAUGGUGCUAUGCUCCAUGUGGAGAACAGUGUGGAGAUGGAGAACAUCACUCUGGUGGAUAAUACUAUUGGUCUCUUGGCAGUGGUGUAUGUGUCUUCUGCUCCACAGAGUCACACUGAAAAUGUACAGGUUACACUCAGGAAUUCAGUCAUUGUGGCCACUAGCUCUUCUUUUGACUGUAUUCAGGACAGAGUUAAGCCUCGCUCUGCCAAUUUGACAUCAACAGAUCGAGCUCCUUCCAAUCCAAGAGGGGGUCGAGUUGGUAUUUUGUGGCCUGUAUUCACCUCAAAACCAAAUCGCUGGCCUCAGGAACCAUGGCACAGAGUGAGGAAUGGCCAUUCAAUUUCAGGAAUGAUGAAACUUCAAGAUGUCACCUUUUCUAGUUUUGUGAAGAGUUGCUAUAGUGAUGACCUAGAUGUCUGCAUCCUGCCCAGUGUGGAGAACACUGGAAUCAUGCACCCAAUAAUAGCAGAAAGGACCAAGAUGCUAAAGAUCAAAGACAAAAAUAAGUUCUACUUUCCUCCUUUACAAGCUAGGAAAGGUUUAGAAAUGCUGGUCUGCCCUGAAUCAGAUUGUGAAAAUCCAAGAAAAUAUCUCUUUAAGGAUCUGGAUGGGAGAGCCCUGGGUCUGCCACCACCAGUGUCAGUGUUUCCUAAAAUGGAGGCAGAAUGGACUGGAUCCUUCUUCAACACAGGUACAUUUAGAGAAGAACAGAAGUGCACAUACAGAGCCCUGAUACAAGGCUACAUUUGCAAACAGACUGACCAAGUGAUCUUAAUUCUUGACAAUGUUGAUGCCACCUGGGCCAUGAGGAAGUUAUAUCCAGUUGUAUCCAUUACUCGUGAUUUUGUUGACACAUUUAGUGGUGUAAAUUUCAAUACUCCAUGUUCUGCUUCAGGAUCUGUAUCUACUUUCUAUUCCAUUUUACCCACCAGAGAAAUCACCAAGGUUUGCUUUGUGGAACAGCCUCCCCAAGUGUUGCGUUUUUUUCUACUGGGAAACAAAAGUGCCUCUAAGCUUCUCUUGGCUAUAUUCUACCAUGAAUUCCAGAGCCCCCGUGUUUUCAUAGGGGAAAGUUUCAUUCCACCCAUUCUGGUUCAGUCAACUUCCUCAUUGCUGGAUGAGUCUCUUGGUUCUAACUACUUUAGCAUCUUGGAUAACCUCUUGUAUGUUGUUCUACAAGGACCAGAGCCCAUUGAGAUACGCUCAGGAGUCUCCAUUCAUUUGGCCCUCACUGUGACAUUUUCAGUACUAGAAAAGGGCUGGGAAAUCAUUAUCCUUGAAAGACUAACGGACUUCUUGCAAGUUCGCCAAGACCAAAUUAGGUUUAUUUAUGAGAUGUCUGGCAAUGAAGCAACCUUAAAGGCCAUUGCUGACAAUAAAGCAAAGAGAAAGCGCAAUUGCCCAACUGUGAGUUGUGCCAGUCAUUACAGAGUUGGUCAACGUAAACCUCUCAUGAUGGAAAUGAGUUCAUAUAGUGUCCCACCAACCAUGGUGGAAACUGUCUCAAAAGUGAUAGUCAUUGAAAUUGGUGAUCUGCCAACAAUAAAGAGCACUGGACUGAUUUCAUAUUUAUCAAGUAACAAAUUACAAAAUUUGGCUCACCAGAUUAUCACUGCUCAGCAGACUGGAGUACUAGAGAAUGUUCUGAAUAUGACUGUUGGGGCCUUACUGGUAACUCAGUCAAAGGGAGUCACUGGCUAUGGAAAUACAAGCAGUUCUAAAACUGAGAACUUGAUAUAUAUUCGGCCGUAUGCUCUCUCGGUCCUGGUCCAGCCUUCAGAUGGAGAAGUGGGAAAAGAGCUUACCGUCCAACCACGGCUCGUUUUUCUGGAUAAGCAGAAUCGGAGAAUAGAGUCCUUGGGCCCCCCCUCAGAGCCUUGGACUAUUUCUGUUUCCCUGGAAGGGACGUCAGAUUCAGUGUUGAAAGGGUGUACUCGGGCAGAAAGUCAAGAUGGUUAUGUGAGCUUCUCCAACUUGGCAGUUUUGAUCUCUGGGUCAAAUUGGCACUUUCUUUUUACUGUCACUUCCCCUCCAGGAGUCAAUUUUACAGCUCGAUCAAGGUCAUUCACUGUCUUACCUGUGCGUAGGUCAGAGAAGUCAACCAUCAUCUUGGCUGCUUCCUUGUGCUCAGUGGCCUCAUGGCUGGCUCUAUGCUGUCUGGUGUGCUGUUGGUUAAAGAAAAGCAAAAGCAGAAAAAUAAAAAGUGAAGAUAUUUCUGAAUUCCAGACUAACAGCCAGAAGAAUCAUAUCCACAUCUCAUCCAAACACCCAAGAUCACAAGAGACUAAAAAGGAAGACGCCAUGAUGGGAGAAGAGAUAAAGAUGAAGGUGAUUGUGGACAGGCUGAACCAGCUUCCCCACCAGUCCCUGAAUGGAGUGUCCCGAAGGAAGGUGGGCCGUCGCGCUGCCCAAGAGGAGGGUGGCCGCCGAGAAGAGGUGGUUGCACCUGCUCCCAGUAUUACUGGUGUCACAUCCCAGGGUCACACCUGUGCUCCGGGCUCUCCUGCUCAGCAGGUGUACCUUCAAGAGACUGGGACCUGGAAGGAGGCCCAAGAGCAGUUGGUCACAUACCAAAUGGCAGGUCAAGAUCAGAGAUUGCUGCUUUGCCCAGACCUCAGACAAGAAAGGGAGCAGAUGCAGGGCCAGACCCCAUUGAGCCAGGAAAGAGGCCACUUGGGGCUUUCUCAAGAGAAGAAAGCCUCUUGUGGUGCUACCCAGGAAUUCUGUCCUCAUUCUGUACACCUGGAAACUAUUCAGGAACAGCUGUGAUAGACACAUGAAAAUCGAUGUGCUCAUGGGCUUUGCUGAGACUUGCAUUAAGGACAAAGAUAUAAAAACAGUUAAGUUUGGAGAAAGCAGUUGUCCAUGGACCAAAGUUACAUUUUUUUUUUUAAACAGUUCUUCCUGUUAAUAGCUGGGUUGAAUUUAAGACUAGAAGAAAACUAUUUGGGGAAACUAGAGAUAACCAAGGGCCGAAGCAGAUUAUUAGUGAACUCAUUUUUCAGAGCACUGAUUUUUGAAGAAGAUAAUGUGUACACCUGUCUAGUGAAGGAGGGAAGAGAUUAUAUUGAAUGUACCUCUCCAGUCUGUGUGCGAGGGGUUCUAAUGAAGACCAGAGUAAAGGGUCAACUGGUAUUGAGUUGGGUAAGGAUGCUAAAGGCAGUUUCACUUAAUUCAAACAUCUGAAGAGUGCUCAUUAGUGUUCAAACUGGACACUUUAAGCAGCCUGAUUGUGUCCUUGGCUCUGAAUCCAAAAGGACUUACACUCCAAGGGAGUAAAACAAAGAUGGUAGAGGCGAGGAGAAUCUCCAGAAACAACUUGUUCUCAGUUUUCCCUAAGUAUAAAUCAGGACUUACCAAUCUCUGAGAGAUUCAGAGGCUGUCCUAUUUUGAAUUAGAAAAGAGAAAAGAAACAAAUGCUUCCUUUGCAGAAUUUUAAAUAAUGAUGCUCUGGAACUAGUCCCAUAGUAGGUACAGGCAGGAAGUCAUCAUGGCUCAAGGCAUCAAUGGGAAAGUAUGUCUUGCUCUACCAAGAGUUUUUGGGAACAUUCUAAGUCUUUUGUCCACUCUUUAGAUGUAUUAUGGACAUCUCAAACCUUAAAGCCGCCUUGAAAGGAGUGAGGCAACUUUCUCUGUGACACAGUAUUGGAUUCUGAGGAAGAUAAUGAUUAAGUAUCAAAAUUAAUGUUCUCCAAGAAAUUUCAGUCCAGGCUAUCUGUGUUUAAGAAGGGCAUUGAUGGCAGGGUGCCUGGGUGGCUCAGUGGGUUAAGGCUUCUGCCUUCGGCUCAGGUCAUGAUCCCAGGGUCCUGGGAUUGAGCCCGGCAUCGGGCUCUCUGCUCAGCAGGGAGCCUGCUUCCCUUCCUCUCUCUGCCUGCCUCUCUGCCUACUUGUGGUCUCUCUCUCUGUCAAGUAAAUAAAUAAAAUCUUAAAAAAAGGGGGGGGGCAUUGAUGGGCAAUCUGGCCUAUAGAAAUUUACUCUGGAGGUCAAACUGGCUCCCUGAAUCCUUUUGUGUGUGUGUGUGUGUGUGUUCUAUUUGGGCACUAACAGUAUUUAAAAAUAUAACAAAGAAAAAAAUAACUUGGUUUGGGCAGAUUAUGCCUUUUCUAGUUUAAUUAGUCCCCACUAUAACCUGUCCUUUAUCUCUUUUUUUCUAGUUUCCUGGUUUAUGAAUUUAUUUUAUUUACAAUCCUUAGUAUAUACAUUGAGUCAUCAGAGAUCUGUAAUGUAUUUGUACAACAGCAUUUCAGAAGUUAAGGCUUUCAAGAAUUAGGAAGUGAUGGCAGUCUUAGCACUACUGCUGUGGAUUUGUCUAUACAUUCUCCCUCUCACUCUGGUGACUUCUUUUACCACCACAAAUUCCAGCCCAGAUUUCUUUCCUGAGCUCUACAUCAUAGAAUUAGCUGCCUACUGAAGUUAUCACACUAGGAUAUCCCAGUGGGUUAUGCCACUAGGUUAUCCUAUGGCCACUGUGAAGCUAACAUAGCCUUAAAACUGACUUUUCCUCAUGCUUGCCCUAACAUAACACAUGACAUCACUGCACUCUGAUUGAACAUCUAGAGGUCAACCCAGACUUCAUGUUCCAUCUUACUCCACCCAACCAUUUAUCAGCUGCUAUUCCUACUCCUUUAACCUUUACUAGCUUCUUACAAAUUUUCCAUGUGCCACAAGACAGAUCUUUCUGGAAGGCAAGUUUGACCCAUAAUUAAUCAACUUGGGAUCCUGGAGGCCAAAAUGGACUCUUUGGACCUUAAGAGCAGCCAGAAAUAGCCAGAAUAACUUGCAGGGCUCUAAUAUGUGGUAUAGAAUUUCAGAGUCUAGUCAUAAUCCUCUAAUCCAUAAUUACAGUCCUCUUUUUCUCCUCAGAAAAUGGGAGAACUGGGCAAAUACUAUAAGCCAAGACAGUAGCUCUUAGUUCAUUUAUGUCUGGAGAUGAGCUGGUAGAUAAAGCACCACUAUCAGCCACCCUUAAACUUAUUCAGACCAUUAACACAGGUGGCCCAGAAGAUAUUUCCCGGCAGUGACAGAGCUUACUCUUUAUUAAAAUAAAUAAUUAAAAAGUGUCAUGUUCUUCUGUUAUUUCAAAGAAACUCUUCUUGCUUCUCAUUUCUGAUUUUCUAUACAUGGUAGAUUCGUUUCCCUCAAGAUACUAAACAAACUAAAAUUCUUAAGAGUUCAAAAAUAUUUAUAAAUAUUUCUGGAUGGUAAAAUCAAGAAGUAAGGGUGCAGAGAACUAGGGUAGUUCCCACAAUCUCUCAAGUUUGAGGGAUUCUGUUCAGAGAAGGUACCAGACUUUGACAGAACUUUGAGUCUCCCUUAGUCAGAGUGAUGGAUGAUCCAAUCUAACCAGGGUUGUGUCCCACAGUAGAUUUGCCCAUAUUGUUUCCCAUUGAGGCUACUGAGAACCGAGAGGCUCAAACCUUUCCAGGAUUACUUAGUGAAGAGCUCUCUUCCAUCCAGCAGUCUAAAAUCCAAAUGUAUGAAAUUACUAUACUUUGAAAUGUAUGCAAACUCUAUGCAAAGAUGAGUAUGGGGAAAAUUGAAUGUAAAUCACAUGCAAAUAUUAUUCAACCAAGCCUCUAUAAAAUUGUACAUGUCAAUAACAGUAAAGGAUUUUAAUUAAUUCUGUCAUUUAAAAUUCAUGCAUUUAUUCCAUAUUUUGUUUCCAGAAUUUAUAAUAUAUUCAGUGUCAAUUUUGAAAGAGCUAUAAACAGAAGGAAUUACUCUACUACUGAGUGCAGAACAGUUGAUUUCAACCUACAUGAUAGCACCGUGACUAAUUGCAGAUAUAUUUGAGAAACAGAUCACAUUUCCUGAAUGUAAUCUUUUAAAAGGGACAAAUCAUUUUUACAAAGUUAAAUGACACUUCAGUGGUAGAAUAUUGAGAUUUGUAUGUUUACAAAUAUUCUUCCAACAUUUGUUAUUUUUAUACUUGAAAAAAGACCAGCAUUCUCUGUGCUUGGAACAACUCAAGAAGAGAGUAUUUUCUGCCCAUCAAUCUGGUAUCUUUUGAGACAGAAGAUUGACUUAAUGCAUUUGGAGGUCUUGCUAGAAUUUACUGUGUUUUGAAGAAUUGUUUCUCUUUUCUUAUUUCAGUCUCAAAAUAAUGAUUCAUUUAUUAUUAUCACUACCUAUUUUAUUUCAAAGUUAGUAGCUUUAACAAGGGGAAAAAGAGUCAAUUUCCUUUUGAAAAAUAUGAGAAAUGGCCACUUCUAUACACUUUAUAGAUGAAGAAAUUGCCGUCAAUUGUCAAACUCUUGCAGUAAUCCAUGGCAAAAUUAGAAAUUUGUCUGGACUAUAUCUAAUUCUUUCUAAAAUGUCCUCAUGUAACAGUGCAUCCAUCCAGUAGAAUGACUGAUGUAGAAAAUUAUACAAGAUAUACUAUUAGGCUAAAAAAAAAAAAAAAGAAAAUUGCAAAGCAAUGUGUAUAUUACUCUUUUCCUCUAGUUUACUUAAAUAUUGAAAAAUUAUGGAGCGAUGGUGUAUAAUUUUUGAAAAUAAUAGUUAUCUUUAGGGAAUGAAGCAGGUUUGCACUUCAGAUUUUGUAUCUUUUUUGUAUUUCAUUGUUUUUAUAAGACAUUUUACUAUUAAUAUAAAAUUUAAAGAACAUUUUCUGCAACUUAUGGUUGACUGGUGGUUAGCAAUCUCUUUAUUUCUCUUCCAAGAGUAGGACUCGCUUAUGGAAAAUGCAUUUAGCUCUUAAUGGAAGACAUAUAUACAGGAGGAGGACAAGAUGGUGGAGAUGAUGAUUGGGUCAGAAAGAGAGGCCAAAGAGGAAUGAAAGGGAAAGAUGGGAAAGUCUUCAACUGAAGAAAGAAAUGUUUCUUGUGGACAAAGACUAGGGUGCUCACAAAUCUGCAUUUCUACCACUGUAUCCCUGGAAUGUCAUACAGGGCAUGCCACCUAAGGUCCCAUCUGUAUAAGUGGCCUAGAAGGAAGACCUGAAGAUGGUUAUGGACUCAGCAUUUCUCAGUAAGAUUCAAAUAUAAAAGAGCAACCUUUCCAUCACUCUUAUGGAGGAAACAUUGUAGAAACAGAUGCUCACCCUAAGUCAUGAGCAGACCCAACACAAUGCCCAUUGAGUAGUAUGCCUCUAUCCCUCUCAGAUCAGUGCCAUACUGUGCACUUCUUCCAGCCCAGCUCCAUAGCAUUUAUUGUAAAUCCACACCACAUGGUAUUAAGACCUGAACACAAAGAGGUGACUCUUGGUAGCAGCUAUCACAGCACCCUUAUUAGGCAGAUUUCAGAGACUCAAUGUUUUGUGAUAGAAUCUUAAGUAAAAAGAUUGUGGGCUUUAAUUUGCAAAUCAUAGAUGUGGCCUGAGAAAUAAGAUGCUCUAAAAUUUUCUUAAAUUUGGGAAUGAAUAAAAAAUCUUGUAUGUUUUUCUAUACUUUAUACAACUAGAGGUGCUAUAAACGUGGACUACAAGUCUAGUAAUACCAAGUUUUCUUUUUAGAAUUCUUUUCCACAUGUCAUCAUUCUGUUCCUAAAGAUGUCACUGCCUCCAUUAUCAGCUCUAUUUCAACAACAUCCAUCUCUCCCCAUCUACUGGAUUAUUCCCAUGGCUAUUCAACAUGGUUAAGUGGCUUCUAGUUUAAAAAAAAAAAAAAAUGGCAGAGUGGGGGAGGAAAGGAAAAGAAAAAACAUUCUUUGAUUCUAUAGGCCCUUUCAGUUCUCUUUCUUACUUUUUUUACUCCUAUUCCAGCAACAUUGUUUAAAAGAGUUUUGUUCACACAUUCCAUUACUUUCUUAGUUUUCAUUCAUUCUACCAGGCAUUCCAGGAUGCUUUCUGACCCAUCUAUAGAACAGGGACUGCUCCUGGGGCAAACCCAGUGAUCUUCAUAUUGCCAGUUCUAAAGAACAAUUCACAUCUUUUGUGACAUAUCAGGAGCAUUUAACCCAACCUUUCUCUUCCUCUUUCUUAAUCACUUUCCUCUCUUGGCUUUUGUAAUAGUUCCUCUCCUUGAUUCCCUCUUACAUCACUGAGGACACCUUUUCAGUAAGCAGUGCAAUGAAGGCUCAAAGCUGGGCUUCUGAUUCCAAAUCUUGUGAUUCCCCUAAGAAAAUCCAGUUGAGUCUUCCCAGUCUUUUGAAUUAUAGGAUUGAGAACUGAUACACGGAUAAGUGGGAUGUAACUUUCCAAGCCCAUUUGUCUUAGAAAAUGGUUUUCAGGGGUGCCCAGAUGGCUUAGUGGGUUAAGUCUCUGCCUUCGGCUCAGGUCAUGAUCCCAGGUUCCUGGGAUCAAGCCCCGAGUUGGGCUCUCUGCUCACCAGGGAGCCAGCUUCCUCCUCUCUCUCUCUCUGCCUGCCUCUCUGCCUACUUGUGAUCUCUGUCUGUCAAAUAAAUAAAUUAAAAUAUUAAAAAAAAAAAAGAAAGAAAGAAAGAAAGAAGAAGAGUGCCUGGGUGGCUCAGUGGGUUAAGCCUCUGCCUUCGGCUCAGGUCAUGAUCUCAGAGUCCUGGGAUCGAGUCCUACAUCAGGCUCUCUGCUCGGCAGGGAGCCUGUUUCCCCCCCUUCUCUCUCUCUGCCUGCCUCUCUGCCUACUUGUGACAUUUCUCUGUCAAAUAAAUAAAUAAAAUCUUUUUUUAAAAAAAGAAAGAAAAUGAUUUGCAGACACAUAAGACAACUUGGCUGUGUAUAAAGUAUUUGAACCACAAACUUUACAAAACUGGGAAAACAUCAUUCCAGUGUUUUCUGACUUUAGUGUUUUAGGAGAGAUGUCAGAAACCAGUCUGAGUUUUGUUCCUAUUUAGGAAUGAUUGGAAAACCAUAAGAUCUUUUUUCUACAAUUAUUUUAAACACUUUGAAAAUUCUCUCCAUAUAUAAGUCUUUUUGUAUACUGGGAAUAAUCACUGAAAAGAGAGGAUAAUGAUUUUUGAAAUAAGGGAAGAAAAGCUUUAAAGGGAAGGAAAAUUUAAGUGAGACUUCAGAAAAUAAAUAGGAUUUAAAUAAUUUUUUUAUAUAUUUCCCCUUACAUUCCAGGUAAGGGGAAAUAUAUAAAUUGGACUGGAAGAGUUACUUAUCUCCAGAUCAUGGAUUGUUCAAAGAAUGAAUUAAUGCUGUUGAACACAGGAAACAAAAGCCUGAAUGAAUAAUUAAUAACCAUUUUAAACAUGUGAAAUUAUAUUAAAAAGACGGUAGAAGUGAUUUCAACUUAAAUUGGGCUAGAUGGAAGGAUACCCACCAUAUAUGAAGAGAUGAGGCAUUAGGGGAAAAAAUAUUGCCUAGAAAAAAAAAAUCAGUAAAUAUUACAAUUAUUUCAGCAUCCUACUCUGUUGAGAUUUUUGAGGCAUGUUUAAAUGCCACUUUACUAGUCUAAUUAAAUAAAUAUAAUAGGAUAUCAUGGAGUAAAUGACCUUUAGAUAUUCUUAUUUCCUCACCUAUCAAAUAAAGUUUGGAUCAAAGAAAUAUGGCACCCCGCCAAAACUGCCUAUAGACUCAGUAAAGAAGAGUUUACCCAGGCUCUAGGCUCUAGAGAGCUCCAUUUUGGCCUCCCCUCAUCCCCAGAUGCCUUCCUCCAUAGUUAGAGAGUCCAUGAGUCCAAGAUGUUGUGAUUACCACACACCAUGCCCACCUUUGCUAGACCAUUCAUUGAGUGUUCAAGACUGAACUUUCUGUCCAAACAGCCCUGAGCCCUCCGCCAGCAUAUCCAAAGGCUGUUCAGAAUCCUCCUUUGCUUGUCACAUCAAAUCUAGUGGAAGAAUAACCACUAGGAAUUAAUGCUGAGAAAUGUUCCAAACUAGCAUUGAUAUUAUCUUUCAGAUCGGUACCAAGUAAUUGUAACUUCAAUGUUUUGUUUUGUUUUUUUUCCUUAAAAAGGGCACAGAUUAAGACAUUUAUAAAUAUCUUUUGGCUUGAUGCCUUGCCUUCUGGAUCUCCAGACUUCUCAGAAACCACCAGCUCACCUCAGCAACCAUUCUGUCUACCCUGGGCUUGCACCAUGGAUCACACAUAUGACAAUAUGAUAGGCAGAGUUUAAAAUAGCCUCCAUUAUCUCAGUCAUCUGGUAUCACACCCAUGAUUAAAGUAAGUGGCAAAAGUAAUACUGUAGUUUUGAUAGGGCUUACUAAUCACUUGGCCUUAAAAUAGGGAAAUUUGGACACCCAGGUGGGCUCAGUUUGUUAAGCAUCUGCCUUUGGCUCAGGUGAUGAUGCCAGGAUCCUGGGAUCGAGUUCUGCAUUGGGCUCCUUGUUCAUCAAGGACACUGCUCCUCCCUCUGCCUGCCUCUCUCCCCGCUUGUGCUCUCUCUCUCUCUGACAAAUACAUAAUUAAAAUCUUAAAACAUAGGGGUGCCUAAGUGGCUCAGUCAGUUAAGCAUCUGCCUUCAGCACAGGUCAUGAUCACAGAGUCCUGGGACCAAGCCCGCAUCUGCCUCUCUGCUCAGCGGUGAGUCUGUAUCUCCCUCUCCCUCUGUGAUCCCUCUCCCUCUGUGAUCACUUUCAUGUUCUCUCAGAUAAAGAAAUAAAAUAUUUUAAAAAUAAUAAAAAAUAAUAAAAUAGGGAAA
Messenger RNA from Mustela lutreola (European mink), 20481 nucleotides. It is a transcript of the gene PKHD1, whose product is annotated as PKHD1 ciliary IPT domain containing fibrocystin/polyductin. The transcript is spliced from 69 exons. The record is from RefSeq and is a predicted model, not a curated record. Lineage: Eukaryota; Metazoa; Chordata; Mammalia; Carnivora; Mustelidae. Bases 511 to 12750 code for a protein of 4079 amino acids.